Molecule: messenger RNA, 1354 nt
Organism: Camellia sinensis
Lineage: Eukaryota; Viridiplantae; Streptophyta; Magnoliopsida; Ericales; Theaceae
Gene: MBD7
Product: methyl-CPG-binding domain 7
Molecular function (GO): DNA binding
Source: RefSeq, a predicted model, not a curated record
UAGUGCACGCUCUUUCUCUCUCACACUACGCAGUGUCCAAAAAGCGGACUCAUAGCGAGUCACCAACUCAACUCACAACCAAGCCCCCCAACCCAGCCAACCAUGGAUGACAAUGGCGCAUCACUUUCACUCUCAUCCUCAUCAUCCAUGAUGCUGAUCCCACUGCCAUUGCUAACCCCUGACUACCACGGCGGCGAUUCCUCCCUAAACCGUCAACUGGCGGUUCUGCCCCCGACCACCGCCACCGCCCUCUUCUCCUCCACCGCCUCACAGUUCAAGCUUCCACCAGGUUGGGCCGUGAAGAAGGUACUCCGUUCCGAUGGAAGCCGAGUCGACAAGUAUUACUAUGAGCUGGGAACUAGACAGAAGUUCCGAUCUCUAAAAGCUGUUGAGAGGUACCUAACAGGAGUGGAAUAUACACCUUCUCGUAAGACAUAUAAACUGCGGAAUCAUUUUGUGAGUUCUGGUUCACGAAAGAUGAUAAUUUCGGGUGGAAUGUUGUUGAGGCUGGAUGAGGAGGAAUUUGAUAAUCACCAAUUAGCGGUUGUGGCCCCCACUACUGCUGCAGCUACCUCACCCUUCAUCCUCCCUGAUGGUUGGGUUGUGGAGGAGGUACCCCGUAGCCGCAAUGGUAAGACCGACAAGUAUUAUUAUGAGCCAGGGACCGGUCGGCAGUUCCGUUCCCUGGUUGCUGUUGAGAGAUACCUGGAAGAAAUGGGAGAUGAAAAUGCACCACUGUCCCAUGUGUUUAAAUUGGGCUGUCAUGUUAAGAAUUCUGGUCCGCGGAAGAAAAUUUGUCGAGAGGAAGUGAAGACUUCAACAUUUGAUUCUGACAUACCACCAGCUAAAGUCAAUUGGGUUCUUGCUGAUUCUGGAGGGGAUACAUGGAAUGCUUUCAUGGGCGAAUCAGUGGUUCCUGAAUCUGUAACACAACAAUGGGCCAAUAGAUUUAUGCUAUCCAUCAAUGACAACAAUUUUGCUGCACCAAAUUUUGAAUGGUGAAAGUUGAUCGGAGAAACUCUAGGGGAAUAUGGUGGAUUGAUGAAACUUGGCUCAAUUUUCUGGUGAGGCUAGAUAGCAGCCGAUGUAAAUUGGAUUGUGCACUGACUUUGUACAAUAGUCUUAGGCAUUGUCGUUAACUUUGGUUAUCCUAACAAAAAGUAUGAAUAAUCUUCGACUUUGAACUCAUUCUGGGUAGAGGCAGCAGAGGAGUCUGGAGAUUCGGACGAGCUGGGGAUGCAUCGGAUGCCCAAUACUUUAUCUGGCACCCCUGCUAGUUUUUGUAAAGAAGACAUUAUCCCAUGUUUGAUGCUUAGCUCAGAUAGUGUAAGUUUCUCCAAAAGGAAAAAAAAGA